Messenger RNA from Eutrema salsugineum, 621 nucleotides. RefSeq lists its product as uncharacterized. The coding region runs from base 1 to 621 and encodes 206 amino acids. The transcript is spliced from 3 exons. The record is from RefSeq and is a predicted model, not a curated record. NCBI's taxonomy places the organism in Eukaryota, Viridiplantae, Streptophyta, Magnoliopsida, Brassicales, Brassicaceae.
AUGACAGGGGAGAAUGGCCCCAGAGUGUCAGGCCACCCUAUUGAUGCCUCUGUUAGAGAUGCGCUUAGCAAUUGUUCCUGGUGGGUGUCUGCAUUUAGGAGCCGAAACCCAAUCAUCAGUCUCCUUAAGGAGUGCCUUCCACCGGUGGCUCCUAUUCUCCACUCUGAAGUGGAUGAUCUAUACUUGUGGCAGGUGGGAAAUCAUACUACCACAAACAAGUUCUCUGCAAAGGAUAUUUGGGCUUCCAUAUUCCCAAGUAACGUAUCAGCUCCAUGGUCCACUUCGAUAUGGUUCAAAGGAAUCGGUUACAUACUCAUGAUCGUUUACAAAGUUGGGGUGUCCCAGUCCCUUCAUCAUGUCUCUUAUGCAGCUCCGCAGAUGAAUCAAGCCCAUCUCUCUCCUCCUAACGCUUUUGAAGAUGGAUUAAGAUGGAUUAAAGACCCGGUUAGAGAUCCUAACAUCUCCCUGAUUAUCAAGCUUCUGUAUCAAGCUUCGAUUUACGCCAUUUGCUGUGAGCGUAACUCACGGCUUCACUCUGAUUCUUUGAGGCCUCAGAGUGCUCUAGUUUCUGACAUUCAACUAAUUCUCCGAUGUCACCUUGACCCACUAUCUCGUGCAUAA